Molecule: messenger RNA, 2146 nt
Organism: Condylostylus longicornis
Lineage: Eukaryota; Metazoa; Arthropoda; Insecta; Diptera; Dolichopodidae
Exons: 10
Coding region: 215-2140 (641 amino acids)
Cellular component (GO): cytoplasm
Molecular function (GO): phosphatase activity
Source: RefSeq, a predicted model, not a curated record
GUUUAGAUUAAAAAGAAAUUUUCUUAAAAUUAAAAAAUUAAUAAAAAAAUAAGGGAAAUUUAUUUUAUUUUUAUAAAUUACGAAACAAAUAUUUUAAUCAUCAAGGAGUUUUUAAUAUUUUAUUUAAAUAAAAUUUAGUGAAAAAAAAUUUUUUGAAAUUUGUAAAAUAAAGGGUUAAAAUUAAAAACAUUGCUUAAUAGUUUUAUUUCAAAAAAUGGCACAAAAUGAAUCUUCAUGUCAUGACAAGGGUCCAAAAAAUAUUUUAACUAUGACAACAGAUGAAAAGAAAAAAUUUUUGGAUUCAUUCGAUUUUGUUCUUACUGAUAUUGAUGGAGUUUUAUGGAUAAGAACAGUUUUUCCUGGUGCCAGUGAUACAAUUAAUAAUUUCAAAAGAAUAGGUAAAAAAGUAGCAUUCGUUUCAAAUAAUAGUGUACGACCAGAAGAUGAUUUAAAGGCGAAAUUCAAAGAAAUGAAUAUUGAUAUAGAUAGAGAUGACAUUUUUCAUCCAAGUCGAACAACUGUCGAUUAUUUAAAGAAAAUCAAUUUCAAUGGGCUCAUUUAUUUAAUUGGAUCAAAAUUUUUUAAAAAAGCACUAACUGAUGCCGGAUUUUCUGUGAUGGAUGGUCCAAAUGAAAUUUUAGAAGAAAGUCUUACAGUAUUUGUAAAUCGAAUAUUUGCUCAAGAUCCAGUACGAGCUGUUAUUAUGGAUAGUGAUUUUAAUGUGUCUGGUUGUAAAUUAGCAAAAGCACAAGUAUAUUUACGUCACCCUGAAUGUAUAUUUAUAGUUGGAGCUACUGAUAAAUUACUGCCUAUUAAACCUCCGAUUAGUUUGAUUGGUUUGUUUCUAUUGAAUUUUUUAUGCCCAGGUUAUUAUGCAGAAAUUGUCCAAAAAGUUAGUAAUAAAGAACCAAUAGUAUUAGGAAAACCCGGUAAAGAUUUAUGUUAUGUUAUUCAAGAUCAAUUAAAAAUAAAAGAUCCAAAAAGAACAUUAAUGAUUGGUGAUACAUUAGAUCAAGAUGUAGCAUUUGGUAAAUUAUGUGGUUAUCAAACUCUUAUUGUAUUAACAGGGGAUGCAAAAUUAGAAGAUUUUAAAAAACCUGAAAAUGCUGAAAAUCUACCUGAUUAUUAUGCAAAUAGUAUGUUUUUCUUUUGGUGUUUUCAGAGAAAAUAUUUAAAUUUGUUUUGGCAUCGUUUAUAUAAAAUAAUGAAACCGGACGUUCAAAAAACACCAAAAUAUCUUUUAGAUCUGACUACCGAAGAAAAAAGAAAAUUUUUAGAUUCGUUUGAUACUUUUAUAACAGAUUGUGAUGAUGUUCUUUGGCGAUAUUUACAACCCUUAGAAGGUUCAGGUGAAGCAAUAAAAUUACUCGAAAAAGCUGGUAAACAUUGCGUUUUUGUUUCAAAUAAUAGUAUGAGAAGUGAUGACGAAUAUGAUGAAUAUUUUCGUGUUGCUGGAAUCGAUUAUAAAAAGGAAGAUCUUUUUCAUCCAAGAAAAACAAUUAUUUCAUAUUUGAGAAAAAUUAAUUUUGAUGGAUUAAUAUAUUGCAUUGGAACGAAAACAUUUAUAAAAGAAAUGAAAGCAGCUGGAUUUCGUGUUAUUGAUGGACCGGAUGUUUUACCAAAAGAACACUUAAGUGUUUUAAUGGAAUUGACAUCAAAUGAUCCAGAACCUGUAAAAGCAGUUGUUGUCGACGUUGAUUUAAAUGUUUCAUCAGUUAAAUUAACCCGAGCUCAAAUGUAUUUAUAUAAGGAUCCAGAAUGUUUAUUUUUAACAGGUUUCAAUGAUAAAUUCUAUCAUGUUGAUGGAGCAACGUUUAUUGGUCCCGGAUCAUUUGUAAAUCUUAUAGCAGAAGCUAAUAAAAAAACACCAAUAAUGUUUGGUAAACCUGGAAAAGAUUUUGGACAAAUGAUUAUUGAAAAUUAUAAAAUUGAAGAACCUAAGAGAGUAUUAAUGGUCGGUGAUAUGAUAGAACAAGAUAUUGGAUUUGGUAAAGUUAAUGGAUUUCAAACAAUGUUAGUAUUAAGUGGAUGUACAAAAUUAGAAGAUUUUGAGAAUCCAAAAUUCAGUAAAUUGAUACCUGAUUUUUAUGCCAAUAGUAUUAUGGAUCUUGUGAGAUUUUUCAAUGACAUAAAUUUAUAAACAAGU